AUGACGGGCGACAUGAUUACGGUGAUGCAAAUUACGGAACGUCCGACUUCGCUACACGUACUGGAUCCGUCUACCUUUGACGAUGAGAAUUGUCUCGUCGUGAGGACCCCGGAUGUUACAUCGGUGCAAUCGGACGCGACGUCGGUCUCUUCGCAAUCUACUUCUGGGGCAGACGAGUUGUCCGAUAAAGAUGAGGGUAGCAGCUCGUGUGAUGAAUCGGUUGCGGACCCGAAAGAACUUGCCUCGAUCCCAGAAAAGCUCAGAAAUGAGUGCGCUACUAUUCUGUCCGCCACUCCCGAGCAGUUCGCCCUGGAGCACGAUAUGAUCUUGAAGGAUCAGAAGGAUCAACAAGACGACGGUGCGGUGGCCAUCGCCAGGGGUCGAGCCAUGUUCAACAGCCGCGCAAGUUCGGCGAGUCUAUUUUCGGUGAAUUUGGGAAAAAUGCGAACGAUGAGGCUGUUUUUCUCAAAUCCGGAAAAUACGUCUGGGCAGCUUGUCAUAGCCACCCACGACUCGCACUACAAAAUUCUCCACUUUCACCACGGUGGGCUCGACAAGCUGGCGCAACUCUUUGAGCAAUGGUCGGCGAUCAAGGCGAGAUCGGUGAAAGAGGGCAGCCCCUCCCCAGCCCCGGAUCGUCAUCUCCUGAUUUGCCAACCUGCCGUUAAGAAGAACGAGCUUGAUCCGGAAGAUGGGCUGUUUGAGAGGGUGCACUGGGAUUACUGGAAGACGUUCAAAAAUGCCGAGGGCGCAAUUCAUGAUAGUCAGACGAUCCGGAAGGCCCUCUACUUUGCAUCCAUGGAGCCCAAUCUUCGAAAGGAAAUCUGGCCCUUCCUACUCCGCGUGUACCCUUGGGAAUCGACGGUGGAACAGCGAGAGACGAUCCGAAAUGACCUGUUUCUCGAGUAUCAGAAUAUUAAGCGAAAGAGACUGAAGAAAGCGGUCAGCUCGAAGCACUGGGAUGGGCUGGAAAAUACGGUAGUGAAGGAUGUCGUGAGAACAGAUCGAAAGAAUCCAUUCUUCGCCGGGGAUGAGAACCCGAACGUCGACAUGAUGAGGGAUAUCCUCCUCAACUACGCUGCGAUGUAUCCAGAUGUUGGAUACAUUCAAGGAAUGUCGGACCUCUUGGCUCCACUGCUCAGCACUUUAAAAGAUGAAUCUGAGGUCUAUUGGUGUUUCGUUGGGCUGAUGCAACAGACGUUGUUCAGCAAGUCGAGUGAAAGCCUGAUGGAGCAGAAUUUGGAAUACCUUCGUGAGCUCAUCAAGCUCCUCGUCCCCGAGGUGUUCAGCUACCUCUGGCAGCUCGGUGGUGAUUCGUUGCAGUUCAUGUUUGUGCACCGGUGGAUUCUGCUAUUUUUCAAGAGAGAAUUCGCCGAAUCUGAUGCGCUUCACAUCUGGGAGGCGUGUUGGGCCCGAUACCGUACCCAAUACUUUCAUCUAUUCGUUUGUGUCGCGAUUGUAUCCAUUUACGGGCCCGACAUCAUCUCACAAAAACUCCCGCACGACGAGAUCUUGCUCUAUUUCUCAUCCCUUGCCAACCAUAUGGAUGCUCGAGUGGUGUUGAAGAAGGCCAGAGGGCUUUUACACCAUUUUGUGAAUAGGGAAAAGAUUCCGUGCUCGUUGGCAGGAGUCGUCGAGUCGAGCGGGAUGUCACAAUGGGAUUCGCACAAGAAGCUACAGGCCUAUGAAUGUGUUAAGAAACACGGCGACGACGAGCCAUGCCCAUAUGCC
Molecule: messenger RNA, 1731 nt
Organism: Mesorhabditis spiculigera
Lineage: Eukaryota; Metazoa; Nematoda; Chromadorea; Rhabditida; Rhabditidae
Source: the annotation of a GenBank genome assembly